Rattus norvegicus (Norway rat) is the source of this 2413-nucleotide messenger RNA. The record is from RefSeq and is a predicted model, not a curated record. Lineage: Eukaryota; Metazoa; Chordata; Mammalia; Rodentia; Muridae.
GCCAGCCCGUCUGGUUCACCCUGGGCAUACUGGAGGUUCUCAAAGGCUGGGACCAAGGCUUGAAGGGAAUGUGUGUGGGAGAGAAGCGAAAGCUCACCAUUCCUCCUGCCCUGGGCUAUGGCAAAGAAGGAAAAGUAUUUUAGUACAUGCUUGCAUGCCUCCUUGGAGAGAUACCAGCUUUCCCACCGGUCUAGUGCAUGUCCCUUCCCCGUCUCCAUCAGCAACGGUAAAAUACCCCCAGAGAGCACACUGAUAUUCAACAUUGACCUCCUGGAAAUUCGAAAUGGCCCAAGGUCCCACGAAUCAUUUCAAGAAAUGGAUCUCAACGACGACUGGAAACUCUCUAAGCACGAGGUGAAAGUCUAUUUACAGAAUGAGUUUGAGAAGCACGGUGCAGUGGUGAAUGAAAGCCAUCACGAUGCUUUGGUGGAAGAUAUUUUUGAUAAAGAAGAUGAAGACAAAGAUGGGUUUAUAUCUGCCAGAGAAUUUACAUAUGUGCAUGACGAACUGUAGGGAAGCAGCUGCCAUUUUUACACGCAUUCAUUUCUAACGGGGAGGCAGCACCUUUUUAAACAAAGCUUUUUUUCCUUUGCCUUUCUUGUUUUUAGUUUUAUAUUAUUUUUCUAUUAUUUAAAGGACCCCAGAGACUUUGUAAAUAUCCCUAGCUUUCUGGUAAGUUAUUGGGCAGUGACAGUUGUCUCUGCGUAGAGGACUACUGGGCUGCUCUCAUGUUCACACAGAAGCUGGUCUUGCUUGCUUGCUUCUAAUGGUAACAUAUUGCAACUAGAAACAUGCCACAGCAUACACUCACGGUGGAGCAUAAACCAGUGCCCUGGCCGUCUGCCUCCCUCUGUUUUCUCAAAGUUCUGUUACUGGAAUAUUCUUCUGUGAUAGUCUAAGGCGCUGUUUUCAGGUUACACUGAAGUAGUGUUUUCCUUACCUGCUUUUGAGUUCCUGCUUGUGGACAGGAGGAAUAUGGUGGGCCUUAUUCCUUAACAGCUUUGGCCUCACUGUGGAGAUAUACAAUGUUGAUGGGUAAGGGAGGCGGUAACUCAAGAUAGGCGUUCAGAGACUUCCCAGUGGCUAAUAAACUAUUACAAUGAGCCAGACAAAUAAUGUAUGUGUUUGUUCCCUUGUGUCAGGGCAUCACAGUACGGUGGGCAUGGAAGACAGUUGUACUUCUAAUCAGUGUUUACUUUUGAGGCUACCAGGUUAGCCUUCUGGUCCUUCAGUAAAUACAGUUCAUGGCUAAUAUAUUACUUUGCAACAGCAUUGAAUCGUGAGAGAGACUUUUCCCAAUCCUGACUCAUCAAAAACAAGGCUAACCAAUAACAGCUACUAUCAAUACUUAUCCUGGGUAUGAAAACGGGCCUUUAUUAUUUUAUCUCAAAUUGGCUUCCAAAGUGACUACCAAUUCUGUUUUUUAAAUUGUUUUCAUCAAAUUGGCUUUCAUCUUAAAACAAACCUCCCAGAUCUCCGUUUGUUAGGGAAACCUCCUCAUAGUUUAAAGUGCACUAUUGCCUGACUGGGGGUAUCUGACACCCUUGGGAAGCUGCUGGGUCUUUGGGUAAUUCUUUAGAGAUUUGAAGCUCUGUUCAGAGGUUGGCUGGUGAGCCCAGCCUUGGUGCUUAAUCUGUAGAAGCACCGUCAGUCCCUGAGUUCAGUCUUCCACUUCUCUGCUAACGAAGAAGCAGCAAGUUGGGCCCUGUUUCUCUUAGCAUCUUCACUUCUGGGGAUAGUACCUGCCAGUUCCUGGCCAAUCACAGCUCUCCUUAGGAUACAGGAAGGUCUGUGUUUUCUGAGAAUAGUCUUCACAAUUGCUUUGAAUUGUGUCACUCACCGUCCCAGCAACCAGAGAGAGGGGUCAGGUGUAUGUCAUAGUCCACCUGUUCUUGUCACUUCCUGCUGUUUGCAGACAUUACAUUGUACACUAGUUCUGCACUGACAUUGUCUCACCAAACAUGUUAAUGGGGAAAACAUACUAAGGACCUGUUCUUGAAGAUGGCAGGUAUAACUAUCAAAUGGCUGCCACCACUGCUGGCACUGAAGCCGGAAGGUGAUGAGAUGGCCUGUGAGUGUCCUGGGAUAGUGAUGUGUCUUGAAGGCCACUUUGCACCAAGCUGCCACCACCAGCUGUGCUGGAGCAAGGAAGAAGAGAGAAUCUCGAUUACUCUAUCACAUGGAUUUGUGUCGUACCUCAGCUAAACGUUCACACAGAAGUAUAGAAGAAAGAUGUGCGUGUAGAUAAUGCUUGUUAAAGCCAUCUGCCAUUUUGUAUAGCAGUGGGAAUAAUCAAACGCCAGCUGUGACUUCACAUGGGCGUAAUUUAACUCGUAGCUGCUCUCUGUAUCAUAUUUAGAUUUCUAUGUGUAUUGGGAUACUCUCUUUGAAAAUAAAGUUUAUUUGGGAGUCA